GCCGCCGAGGCCGGUCCCGGCUUUGUAGUUCGCUCAAGAUGGCGGCGCAGCAGCCCAGCGGGAUCCGCCUCAGCGCGCUCUGCCCGAAGUUUUUACAUACAAAUUCUACUAGUCACACUUGGCCAUUUAGUGCAGUUGCUGAAUUGAUAGAUAAUGCGUAUGAUCCUGAUGUGAAUGCUAAACAGAUAUGGAUUGACAAGACAGUAAUAAAUGGCCGUAUAUGCUUGACAUUCACCGAUAAUGGGAAUGGUAUGACUUCCGAUAAAUUACAUAAAAUGUUAAGCUUUGGCUUCAGUGACAAAGUCACCAUGAAUGGUCAUGUCCCAGUUGGAUUGUAUGGAAAUGGCUUCAAAUCGGGUUCUAUGCGAUUGGGAAAAGAUGCCAUUGUUUUCACCAAAAAUGGAGAAAGCAUGAGCGUGGGUUUCUUGUCUCAGACCUACUUGGAAGUAAUUAAAGCAGAGCAUGUUGUUGUCCCAAUAGUGGCAUUCAACAAUCACCGACAGAUGAUUAAUUUAACAGAAUCCAAAGCAAGCCUUGCUGCAAUUCUGGAACAUUCUCUGUUUUCUACGGAGCAGAAAUUAUUGGCAGAACUCGAUGCUAUUAUGGGAAAGAAGGGGACAAGGAUCAUCAUCUGGAAUCUUAGAAGCUAUAAAAAUGGAGCAACAGAAUUUGAUUUUGAUAAGGAUAAAUAUGACAUCAGAAUUCCUGAGGAUUUAGAUGACACUUCAGGGAAGAAAGGGUAUAAGAAGCAAGAAAGGAUGGAUCAAAUUGCCCCGGAGAGUGACUACUCUCUCAGGGCCUACUGCAGUAUAUUAUAUCUAAAGCCAAGAAUGCAGAUUGUCUUACGUGGCCAGAAAGUGAAAACACAGCUAGUUUCGAAGAGUCUUGCUUACAUUGAACGAGAUGUUUAUCGGCCCAAGUUCUUGACUAGAACAGUGAGAAUUACAUUUGGAUUCAACUGCAGAAAUAAAGAUCAUUAUGGGAUUAUGAUGUAUCACAGGAAUAGACUUAUCAAAGCUUAUGAAAAAGUUGGAUGCCAGCUAAGGGCAAAUAACAUGGGUGUUGGAGUAGUUGGAAUUAUAGAGUGUAAUUUCCUAAAGCCAACUCAUAAUAAACAAGAUUUUGACUAUACUAAUGAAUAUAGGCUUACAAUAACAGCACUAGGAGAUAAGCUUAAUGAUUAUUGGAAUGAAAUGAAAGUCAAGAAAAAUUCAGAAUACCAUCUAAAUUUGCCAGUUGAAGAUAUACAGAAGCGCCCUGAUCAGACUUGGGUUCAAUGUGAUUCCUGUCUCAAAUGGCGGAAGUUACCAGAUGGGAUAGAUCAACUUCCUGAAAAAUGGUAUUGCUCCAAUAACCCUGACCCACAGUUCAGAAAUUGUGAUGUUCCAGAAGAGCCGGAAGAUGAGGAUUUGGUACAUCCCACUUAUGAAAAAACCUACAAAAAGAAAGACAAGGAAAAAUUCAGGAUCAGACAACCGGAAAUCAUUCCUCGGAUUAAUGCUGAAUUGUUGUUUCGGACAACCCCCGUUUCGAGUCCAAGCUUUUCUUCUAUGAAGGAAAGUGUUUCAAGAGGACAUCUCUCAGAAGUGGCAAAUACUUACACAGCAAGACUUGUAAAUAACAACCGUGUUUCACCCCAGUCUGAACCUGAGAGCAAUAGCUUGAAACGGAGACUUUCUGUUCGUUCCUCAAUUUUGAAUGUAAAGAAUCGGAGAUUGAGUAGUCAAACAUUUGAAAAUUCCACUUACAGAGAUGAUGAUGAAGAUGUCAUCAUCUUGGAAGAAAACAGCACUCCAAAGCCUGCUGUCGAACAUGAUAAUGAAAUGAAAUCAGAACAAAUUCACGUAGAACAAAGUAGUGCUGAGGUACAGAUUGUGAACAAUAAUGAACUGUGUCGCCAGACUAGUUCAACUAGCACCGUAUCUUCCAGGUGUGAUCAAGGAACCACUACAGCCACUCAGACUGAAGUGCCAAAAUUGGUUGUUAAAAAGGAAGAAACAAUUGAAGAUGAGAUAGAUGCACGGAAUGAUCCAGCUGUGCUGGCACCCUGUAGGGAAACUGAAGCCAAGAUACGGGAACCUAUUGAUAAGUCUGCCGGCGAUCCUGGUUGCCAGCUAAAUGAAGUGAGAAACGAGCUACUUCUAGUCACCCAAGAAAAGGAGAAUUAUAAAAGACAGUGCCGUACACUUACUGACCAGAUGAAAGUAUUAGAACAGAGGAUACUAGAAAUGAAUGACAAAUAUGUGAAGAAGGAGACAUGCCAUCAAUCUACUGAAACUGAUGCUGUGUUUUUACUUCAAAGUAUUAAUGGUAAAUCUGAAAGUCCAGACUACAUGGCAUCUCAGUAUCAGCAAGCUUUAGAAGAAAUAGAAAGGCUGAAAACACAGUGUAAUGCGUUGCAACAUGUGAAGGCGGAAUGCAACCAGUGUUUGAAUAGUGAGACUAAAAGUGAAAUGGAUGACAUGGCUGUGCAGCUUGAUGAUGUAUUUAGACAGCUGGACAAAUGCAGUAUUGAGAGGGACCAGUAUAAAAGUGAGGUUGAAUUAUUGGAAAUGGAAAAAUCCCAAAUCCGUUUACAGUGUGAAGAACUCAAAACUGAAGUGGAACAGUUAAAAUCUACAAGUCAACAGAUAGGAACAGUCUCAACUUCAAGUAAUAUUGAGGAAUCUAUAAAUUAUGCUGAUGGAGAAAGCCUUAAACUUCGAUCUCUUCGUGUCAAUGUGGGACAGCUGUUGGCCAUGAUUGUGCCUGAUCUAGAUCUUCAACAAGUGAAUUAUGAUGUUGAUGUAGUGGAUGAAAUUUUAGGGCAAGUUGUUGAACAAAUGAGUGAAAUCAGUAGUACUUAAUACAUUUGAUUAUUUGAGAUGAUAAAAAUUUGCUCAGUGCUUUUGAUUGUACAGCUUUCAAAAUGUAAACAAUGUUGUUUUAUGGCUAUAAUAGGUAAAAGACUGAAGAACCAUAAUCUUUGCAAUAUGCAGUCAAAGUGUGUUGAAUUCUAUGCAUUCACGUGUGACCACAAAUACUGUGGACGCAUUAUCAUACCUUUGAAAAGAACUUGAGUAUUGUUGGUAUUGAUUUGCUGAGUAUCUGACUCUAGGUUCUGUUUUGAGAUGUAAAUAUUUGUAAUUAAGUCUGCACAUAUUUUUUAGUACUGUGAGGAAAGGAGGAAAGGAUGGCAGUGUUGUUCACAAGAGCUUUUCAGGUUGCCCCCAGCCUUUGGAGUCUUUCCUGGCUCCUCAGAGUGUUUUUGCUCCGAAUGGAGGGCUGUGCCAUACUACUACACAAGGGAGACGUCACUUUUAAUUUUUCCUCCUCAGAAAAAAGCUUCAAUGGGACUUUAGGAAAAUGUCAUAGCAAUCCUGAGAAGAUUUAGCUGUGAGUGACUUCAGCAUUAAUGUUUCUUUUGUAUUAAUUCCUGUCUCCUAAGAGAUUUUUAGUCACGAAAACAAAGAAGCUAAAACUGACUCUAGGUUGCCAGGGCUUCCUUGUGCUGAGAUUGCCAAUCAUGGUUAAAUGCAAAGUGUUUUAUAUGGUCUUAGUGUAAAAUAAAAUUAUUCAUUAUAUUAACUGUACCAUCAAGUUUACUUUGAACCCCAUGUUUGGCUGCGUUGUCAGCAUCGGGUGGGCACAAUACUUUAAAAAUAUUUCUUCCUGUGAAAUUUCCUGUACAGCCUUUUGUUGGACUACUACAGGCUAGUGUGAGUUGAGGAAGACAAUCUUUCUCAAAAAAUAUAUUAUACUUUUUAUUAUAUUACAGAUGUAAGUGUUUUAUCCUGGAGUUAGAGCCACAACCAGCCCUAGGAUUAUAGUAUUACAUGACAUAAAAGAUCAUGCUUAAUUGACCACAUGUUUUGUGCAAUUUGAAAGAGAUGGCUUUCUAGUGUAUAAGUAUGUGUAUAUAUAAUUAAAAAUCAUAUUUUCCACAAUGAAAUGUGCAUUAUUUUUUCAAAGUUUUAUCAUUGUUAUUUAUUAUUCCUUUUGUUUCUGAACAUUCAAUACUUGUUCAUUUUCUAUGUAUGCUUAAUUACAUGUCACAUGCAAUAUUAAAUUUUUACUGUAUAUUAACUUCUGGAUGAGCAAAUAAAUCAAUUGUUUUUUAUUUGCUUGGUAAAAUAAUUGAAAGUGUAUUUUUCGUAUGAAGCUGAUUUUCUGUCACAAUUGUAUCUGCCCAAAUUUUAAAAUAUCUUGUAAUAAAAAAAUGAUGCCUACUUUUCCAGAUAUCACUUCAAAAAAUAUAAUAUAUUAUAUAUUAACUGUAUUUUAAAACUAAUUUGAGAACCUCUUUUUUUCUAACCUUUUAUUGUGAAUCAGGUGGGAGUUUACCUAUCGGCUCACUUUUGCAUUCAACAACCUGUCAUACCUCUCGAUGGUUUAUCUUGCCUAGACAACCACCCCCCCACAAUCUUCUUGUAUUGGAUAUUGUCUUCCCCAUCACCCAAGUUAACAGCUGGCAAUCCUCUAACAUAUUGCUUUCUCUUCCCACUCUGGGAACUACCAGAGUCUGUUUCUUUGGGAAUGAAAAACUUUUAUCUUGACUUUUAAACAUAUAACUGGCCUCAUGCAUAAUUUGUUAUGGACUAACCUCCCUGAGCAUAGUGCCCUCAAUCUACCUGUGUCAUGAGGUGUUGCACAGGUUCAUUAUUACUCUUUUGGCAGUAUGUAGUGAUGGAAGUUUAUCUUUAUUUAUUUAUACCUCUUCAGUGACAGAAUGCUUAGAUGUAAGUUUAUUGAUGCUUUCUUCCACCAAUGGGCAUUUAGGUAUUUUCACCUUGCUCUUGGGAAUAAUACUGUGAUGAACAGAGAUGUGUAUAUAUCUACUGUGCUCUUUCUUUUUUAAAAGAUGUGUACCAAGUAGAAGGAUCGCCAACUCAAUAGUAUUUCUAUUCCCAGUUGUUUUGAGAGGAACCACCAUACUGCUUUCCACCAUGACUAUACUGUUUUACAUCCCCACCACCAGUGUGUGGGGUUUCCAAGAAAUUGAGCUGCUUCGAAGACCGUAAUGCUAUUUAUACUAAGGCUGAGCUUACCUUUCAGUAGAGUGAACAAGCAUGUGCAUAUGUGUAAGGAAGAAGAAACGGGCAUGCUUCAGAUGUGUGGAUAUUUAAAUUUAAGUAGUGAUUCUUUAUGCAAGGUGGACCUUUUCCCUUUUGGUGACCUUUAACAUCUUGCAAAAUCAUGAUUUUUUUAUAUGGCUAUUAGUGGAAAAACGAUUUACAGGUAAUAAGAGAAACAUGCUUGCUAAAUUGAUUCUUUCAAAGUAUGUAUUUUUAAUCCUUUAUCAGUAUGGGGCUUUGAAAUCUUAAGAAAUCUUCACAGGAAACCUUGGCAUUCUUGAUAUAUACAAUAUUUCGGGGGAGAGACCUGUUAAACUUUUCAAAAGGCUAGUACAGCAGAACGCUACCUUCAACUAGCAUUUAUUACUUAAACCACAAGGAGAGGUGAACCAGAAUAAUUCUUACAAAGUGGAUCAGAUUUCAUCAAGACCGAAAAUCUUAAUGAAAACCAAGUGACUGACUACUUUCACUGUCGAAAAAUGUCCGUACCAAAUUUUAAUUUUGAUGAUGUCCAAUUUAUUUUUUCUUAAAUUGCUCAUGGUUUGGCGUUUUACCUGUGAAUCAUUGCCAAAUACAGUAAUCCUAAAGAUUUCCUUUGACAAAUUGUAUAGUUAAGGCACACAUGUAAAAUUAUUGAUCUAUUUGGGGUUUUUGUGUAGAGUAUGAGGUAAUGAUGCAUCAUUCCUUUGCAUCUGAAACUCCAGUUGCCUGAACAUCAUUUCCCCAUGGAAUGGACUUGGAACCUUUUCAAAAAAACAGUUGGCUUUAGAUGUAAAUAUUUAAUUCUGGACUCUAGUUCUAUUCCAUCUGUCUAUAUGUUUAUCGAUAUACCAGUGCCACGUUUUGAUGACUACUUCUUUGUACUAACCCUUCAGAAUUUUCUUUUUUUUUUUUUCCCUUCAGAAUUUUCAAGCACAUUCUAGCCAUCAUAAUUAUAUCUAGUUUAUUAUCUCUAAAACAUAAAGUCCUUUUUUGAAGCCAAAAAUAACUGUUAUAUGCCUCUCGUAAAGUAAUAACUUUAUUAACAGGUGGAAUCUGUUCAAGUUUCUACGGUCAUUUCAUAAUUACCUUUCCAGGCAGUUCAUGUUGGAAUCUAAAUAAAAUUGACACAGUAUA
Echinops telfairi (small Madagascar hedgehog) is the source of this 6170-nucleotide messenger RNA. RefSeq names its product MORC family CW-type zinc finger 3 (gene MORC3). The transcript is spliced from 17 exons. The record is from RefSeq and is a predicted model, not a curated record. Bases 39 to 2846 code for a protein of 935 amino acids. NCBI's taxonomy places the organism in Eukaryota, Metazoa, Chordata, Mammalia, Afrosoricida, Tenrecidae. Gene Ontology annotation, molecular function: zinc ion binding; ATP hydrolysis activity. Gene Ontology annotation, cellular component: PML body; nucleus.